AUGGUUGUCGUCAAAGGAGGCUCCUCCAAGAACAAUACAAAGUCCACUGGCAUCAAGCGUCUCAAGGGUGAGAACUUCUACCGUGAUGCCAAGAAGGCCAAGGUUGUAAAGCUUCUCGCCAAGGAUGGUAUCGCCUCCAAGGCUAUUCGCGACAAGAACGGCAAGAUCAUCCAAGCCGCCGAGUUCCAGAGCAGCGAAGCAAAGCCCGGCCGUGUCCAACCCGAUAAGCGCUGGUUCGGCAACACCCGCGUCAUCUCGCAAGAUGCUCUCGACCACUUCCGAACCUCGCUUGGAUCUCGUGUCAAUGACCCGUAUUCGGUCCUCUUGCGAAGAAACAAGCUUCCUAUGUCACUCAUUCAAGAUCCUGGCAAGGGCAAAGCUCCCUCGCUCACAACUCUUGAACCCUUUGCCGACACCUUCGGUCCAGGCGCACAGCGAAAGCGUCCUCGUCUCGAUGGCGGCAUGAGCUCGUUUGAGGAGCUCGCAAUGAGCAGUGAGCAGGCAGGUCUCGCUUCCGACGAGAAGAUUGCAGCUCUCGAAGCCACGGCCGCUGGUGUAGGUCUUGUUCCUUCUGACUACGAGGUCGGUUCCAGUGCUCAGCGCUCCGCAAAUGGAUGGACCGUCGACGCCGACGAGCUCUACGAGAUCCCCGUUACCCGUGGUCGAUCCGAGCCCAUCUACAGCAAAGGUCAGUCCAGACGGAUCUGGGGUGAGCUUUACAAGGUCAUCGACUCGUCCGACGUCAUCAUUCACGUUCUCGAUGCCCGUGAUCCAAUGGGCACUCGUUGCCGUAGCGUCGAGAAGCACAUUCGCGACGAUAAGCCACACAAACAUCUCGUUUUCCUUCUUAACAAGGUCGAUCUCGUCCCCACCUGGGUUACUGCUCGCUGGGUCAAGAUCUUGUCCAAGGAAUACCCCACCAUCGCCUUCCACGCCAACAUCAACAACUCGUUCGGUAAAGGUUCGCUUAUUCAAUUGUUGCGUCAAUUCAGCGUCCUCCACUCGGACAAGAAGCAGAUCAGUGUCGGUUUCGUCGGCUACCCUAACACUGGCAAGAGCUCGAUCAUCAACACGCUCAAGAAGAAGAAAGUCUGCAACGUCGCUCCCAUUCCAGGAGAGACCAAAGUGUGGCAGUACAUCUCGCUCAUGCGCCGCAUCUACCUCAUCGACUGCCCCGGUAUCGUACCCGUCUCGGCGCACGAUUCCGAGACCGGUACCGUGCUUAAGGGUGUCGUUCGUGUCGAGAACCUCGAGACUCCCGCAGAGCACAUUCCUGCGCUGCUCUCGCGUGUCAAGCCCGAAUACAUCCGUCGCACGUACAACCUCGAGAAGUGGACCAACUCGGAAGACUUCCUCGGUCAGAUCGCCAAGCGCAUGGGCAAGUUGCUCAAGGGCGGUGAGCCCGAUCUCGAGACUGUCGCCAAGAUGGUCCUGAACGACUGGAUUCGUGGCAAGAUUCCGUUCUUCGUCGCCCCCGAAAUGCCAGAAGAUGCUGCUAAAGCAGGAAAGGGUAAGGCAAAGGCCCUCGCCGAAGAGGUGCAAACUACCGAGACCAGCGAGGAUGCCGAGGCAUCAGCUGAAAUUGACGCUGCUACCGACAAGCUUCUCAAGAGGAAGAAGGUCAAAGGUGUCGAGCAGCCACUCAAGCAGAUUGCUGUGGCUACCAAGUUUACACGCGAGGACAUUGAGGCCGGACGUCCCGAGGACUACGUCAUGGAGCGUAGCAAGGACGAGCCUGUGCCUGAACUUGCAGUGGACGAAGACGCCACCUUCGAGAGUGAUGAGGAGGUUGACGACGACGAUGAGGACGAAGACGAGGACGGUGAUGCGCUUGAAGACCUCAACUGGGAUGACGUCUUCCAGGGCGGAUCCGGCGAUGAGGAAGAGGCCGACGAGGAGGCAGCCGGCGACGUCUCUACCAAGUCUUCGCCCGGCAAGCGCACUGCCGCUGCCGCUGAGGGUGACAACGAGGAAGAGACCGACCAGCGACGAAAGACCAAGAAAGAAGCUCGUGUUACCACAAGCAAGCGCAAAGCUGAGAACUACUACACUCACGCCAACGUCAAGAACAAGAGUCGUCGUGGCAAGCCCGAUGCCGCUGAACUCAAGUCGAAGGAGCGUGGACCAAAAGUCGGCGCCAACGGCAAGGGUGCUCCUCAACAGCGUCGUCGCAAGUAA
Molecule: messenger RNA, 2178 nt
Organism: Ustilago hordei
Lineage: Eukaryota; Fungi; Basidiomycota; Ustilaginomycetes; Ustilaginales; Ustilaginaceae
Exons: 2
Coding region: 1-2178 (725 amino acids)
Cellular component (GO): nucleolus
Molecular function (GO): GTP binding
Source: RefSeq, a predicted model, not a curated record